Chlamydomonas reinhardtii is the source of this 3036-nucleotide messenger RNA. RefSeq lists its product as uncharacterized. NCBI's taxonomy places the organism in Eukaryota, Viridiplantae, Chlorophyta, Chlorophyceae, Chlamydomonadales, Chlamydomonadaceae. Gene Ontology annotation, molecular function: ATP binding; ATP hydrolysis activity; ABC-type transporter activity. The transcript has 17 exons. The record is from RefSeq and is a predicted model, not a curated record. Gene Ontology annotation, cellular component: membrane. Bases 157 to 2340 code for a protein of 727 amino acids.
CUAUAGCUAGAUCUGCACUGCAAAUUCUGUAAAGCGCUAGGCAGCACAAGCCCAUUUGGACAAUUGCGUAAGAAGUGCACCGAGACUUGCAACCGUCUUUUUUGCCAACGCAUCCGCAUUUACCGACAAAUUUGACAUCAUACAAGCUAGGCAGUCAUGAUAGGCUUCCUAUUGGGUACUGCGGCAAUCUGUGCCCCUCCGCACAUCGGCGUGCCAUUGGGCUUGACGAUUGCGGGCGUAAAAGCUAUCGCGGGUCGCAGGCGCAAUGCCCGUCAGGCAAAGCUGCAUUCGUCGGACUCAGAGCAGAAGCUGGAAGCCAAGUUCGAGAAAGUCCUAGCGAGCGAGGUGGUUGAGCCGGUGGAGCUCUCAUGGACCGGCCUGAACCAAACCCUGAAGCUCAAGGACGGAAGCACCAAGCAGAUCCUCAAGGGCGUGUCCGGCGUGGCUCGCCCCGGCCGGCUGGUGGGCCUGAUGGGUCCCAGCGGCAGUGGCAAGACUAGCCUGCUGACAGCCCUAGCCGGCCGCGUGCCUGCUGGAUCCAAGAUGAGUUUGACCGGCAGCCUGCUGGUCAAUGGCAUGCCGGCUGACGAGGCGGGCCACCGCCAGGCGUUUGUGCAGCAGGAGGAUCUGUUCUAUUCCAUGCUCAGCGUCAAGGAGACGCUCCAGAUGGCUGCUGAUCUGCGGCUGCCGCAGCAGAUGAGCGCCGAGGCGCGGGAGGCCUACGUCAACCAACUGGUGGGCGUGCUGGGCCUCGCAAAGGCCAUCGACACCUGUGUGGGGGACGAGAAGACCCGCGGCCUGAGCGGAGGCGAAAAGAAGCGCCUGUCCAUCGGCUGUGAGCUGGUGGGCUCGCCCUCGCUCAUCUUCUGCGACGAGCCCACCACCGGGCUGGACAGCUUCCAGGCGGAGAAGGUGAUGUCCACGCUCAAGGGCCUGGCAGCCAGCGGCCACACAGUGGUGGCCUCCAUCCACCAGCCCCGCUCCUCCAUCUUCGCCAUGUUCGACGACCUGGUGCUGCUGUCAGAGGGCCAGCCCGUGUACAGCGGGCCAGCCGACCAGGCUCUGGCGCACUUCGAGGCUCUGGGCCACGUGUGCCCCGAGCACUUCAACCCGGCAGAGUUCCUCGCGGACCUCAUCUCACUGGACUUCGCCUCCCCCGAGGCUGAGGCAGACAGCAGGGCGCGGCUGGACAAGCUGGUGUCGGCCUGGCGGGCCAAGGAGGCCGCCGCCGCCGCCAAGGCCGCCGCCGCCAAGAAGGCCGCCAGCAGCAAGGACAUGAUGCGCCGCACCGCCAGCACGGACCUGGUCAUGCGGCGGGCGGCGGAGCUGCCGCGCGCGGGGCCGCUGCGGCAGCUGCGGCUGCUGCUGGUGCGCUCCUGGCGCCAGGUGGUUCGUGACAAGGCCACCAACGUGGCCCGCGCCAUGUCAAACCUGUCCUCCGCCGUGGUGUUCGGAGCCAUCUUCUUCCGCAUGCGCCGCGGCCAGAGCAACAUCCAGGACCGCAUGGGCCUGCUGCAGGUGGCGUCCAUCAACACAGCCAUGGCCAGCCUGGUCAAGACGCUCAACAUCUUCCCGCGCGAGCGGACCAUCGUGGCGCGCGAGCGGGCCCGCGGCUCCUACAGCAUCCUGUCCUACCUGUCUGCCAAGCUGGCGGCGGAGCUGCCCGUGGGCGCGCUGUUCCCGCUGCUGUUCGGUGCGAUUGUGUACCCGGUGUGCGGCCUGCACCCCAGCCUGCCGCGCUUCGCCAAGUUCCUGGGCAUCCUCACGCUCGAGUCCUUCACUAGCCAGGCUCUGGGUCUGGCGGUGGGCAGUGUGGCGCCCAGCACGGAGGCCGCCAUGGCCAUCGGGCCCGCGGUGAUGCUGGUGUGGAUCGUGUUCGGAGGCUACUACGUCAACGCGGACAACGUGCCCGCGCUGUUCAAGUGGCUGCCGCGCGCCUCGCUGAUCAAGCAGGCCUUCGAGGCGCUGUGCGUCAACGAGUUCCCCGGCCUCCAGUUCGACGCGGACGCCAAUGGCGGCGGCAUGCGCACCGGCGAGCAGGUGCUGACGUGGCUGUCGUUCGACAAGUCCACCAUCCCCGCCCGCGCCGCCAGCCAGGCCCGUAUCCUGCUGUUCUACUACUGGGCCACCUUCUGCAUCCUGCGCGCCUCCUCGCCGCGCUACCAGUCGGUGCGCCCUGGCACGUCCGCCCCCGCCGUGGAGGGGGCCGCCGCGCCCGCCGCCGCGCCCUCUGCCGCGCCCGCGCCCUCGCAGGCGGAUGGCGCCGCCGCCGCCGCCGCCAAGGCCAAUCAGACCAAGGACGCGACGCCGGCGCCGGCAGUCAAGUCCGCCGCGGCGUGAGGGGCUUAGCGCGGCUGCCUGGUACGACCGGCCCGGAGUGUGAAGUAGCUUGGUGGCUAAAUAAUCCAGGGCAGCUACGUACCGUAGCAGGAGGUGUGCGGGACGAGGGAGUGGAUGUAGCGGGUCAGUCCUUGCCAUGUUGUUGAUUCACGCGGAGGUCCGAUUGAGCUUGGUGUGCACUCUGUGUGGGCAGGCUGUCAUGCGAGGGUGGCGGGGCGUUGAUUUUGGUCGGGGGGCAAACAUUCCGCCCAUUGAAACAGCGACACGGGCAGCACGUGGCCACGGUACGGGCGUACGGUUAACUUGACGUGCUGACCGGUGCUGACUUCCUAAGCAUAUGGCUCCUAAUCCGUUGGCAAGCAUGCGCAGUUGUUUACAUACAAGUUGUGUACGUGCGUCCUCUGCGUUCCACGAAUGCUUUACAAUGGGUUUGCAGGGUUUGCCCACCCUCGCCGCGGACUGUCAGUCUGUCACAUUUCAGCCAACCGGGGACAUCCAAGGACCAAGGCUCUCUCGCGCUCACCUCCCUGCUCACCGCGUUCCAACACAAAGCAUCAAUGCGUUUGGUGUACGCCUAUUACCGGAAUGGUGUACGAGGGCUAGCACUGAAGAGAUCGCAAAGGAGGCGCGUGCAGAUGUGCAUGACUGACGCAGGCCAUGCCGAACUUAUGAAUGCGGAUGUAACAGAGGGGACAG